Oikopleura dioica is the source of this 1758-nucleotide messenger RNA. The record is from the annotation of a GenBank genome assembly. NCBI's taxonomy places the organism in Eukaryota, Metazoa, Chordata, Appendicularia, Copelata, Oikopleuridae.
AUGGUGCUCAAUAUACCGGUUCUUGAGAAACCUGGGUUAGAGAUUUGCUGGGAGAAUAAUGGCACAACUUCGAACUGUAUCGACCAAAAUGGAACGUAUCCCGCUGUGACGAGCGCAAAAUAUUGCUUUGCGUGUGAGACUUAUGAUAUUCCAGACUGGCUGGAUGGGUUUGUGACGUUUCUUUGGGUUCUGUUUUCGAUAGACAUCUUUAUCGCCUUCUACUGGAUGACGUUUAUGUGGAACAACACCAAAUGUCGCGAAAGCAUCUUCAAAUUCGCCGAUGAUCGGGAAUCAAACCUAAAACCUGGUCCCGGCAAAAAGAUCCAGAAUUGCUGCUGCCUGGCGAUUUCUGUUCCCAAGGACAAAUUCUGCUGCUGCUGCGCAAAACCACUCGACAAAGCGGAAGAAUCGGGCAAACGCGGCUACAAAUGUUUCAAGAAAGUUUUCUGUCUGCCAGACGGGAAGAGAACUGCGGAGGAAAACAAGACUUAUAACUACUGGAAUGACGUUGUCAAAGGGGAAAUCGAAGAGGGAGACGUGAUUUUUGGGCACAAAGCGUUUUAUUGGCCGCCCAGCUGGCCGAAAUUUACUCUUUCGGAAAAGAAGAGAAUUGCUUUUUCCCUUGCUUUUCAGUAUGCUCCAAUUUUGGCUCUCCUCCUUGAUUUCUACUUCGACAUCGAGUAUCUCAACCAAAUCUCGCUCUACACAUCCCGAAAUAUCAUGGACAAACACAUACAGAUCAACAAUGGAGCCCUUAUCGUCGUUGCAAUUUGGGAUAUCUUCAGUUUUUUUACUGUUCCGCUGACUUGUAUGAUUGUUUAUCAAAUGUCUUUUACGCCGAAUUUGAAGAAGAAUUUGAUUGGAGAAGUUGUCUUACUGAAUAUCAGCUAUCUCCUCGAAGAUGGAGUCGAAUUGAUGCUCCAGUACUAUUUCUUCGACAAAUACGCCGGCGUCAAAUACGACUACGCCGAGCAGCAAAAAUUUUGGGUCGUCAUCAUGUCCGCCUUUAUUUCCUUCACGCUCGCUGUUGGCAACAUUUUCAUCCUCAGCCAUCUUUUCCAUCAACUCAAUACAGCGAAAAAGAACAACCCUGACAAAGAAAUAUCCGGCAUGCAGUGGUGCUUUUUGGUCUUUUUGUUUUGCCUCGGGCUUGUGCCGCUUUUGGCGAUGUUUUUCCGUGUUAUUGCAUCGAGCUAUCAGAUUUUUACCUUCCGGAAGUAUCGGACUGGCUGCUUGCAUUACGAGCUUGACACGAGUAAAAACAUAGCUCAAGUUAUUCAGGCAAAACUCUUCGAUUUCAACUGCUGGCGAGCAAUCGACUACCCUUUGAUUUUCGGAAAUUUUCUCGGAAUUUUGCUCCACUUUUUCAUGGCUUGCUAUCUUGCAGUUGAAGCAUUUUUUGGCGCACCAGUGGAUAUAAAAAUGGUCGAGCCGGAUCUGAAUUAUGAGAUUCAGGAGCUAGAAAUGCCGAAAAAUAAUGAGCGGGAAAUGUCGCCAGAUGAACUUUCUGAGCUGAACGCCAAGGAAGAAGAUACAGUUUCCAAUGCCAAUGAUUCUUUCGACAGCCCGCCACCUUCAUACGAAGCUCCAAAAUCAACAAAAAAGAAGAAAUCAAAAGAACAGGAGCCUGUGACAACCCAGCCUGAAAGAAAUGAUGAGCCAAUUUAUCAAGAACCACCAAAAGAAAUUAAGAAACCUGUUCGACCGCCCCCGCCACCGGUUCAGAAAGAAAGUAUAAAUGCUCCUGUAGAUAUUUGA